Drosophila gunungcola (fruit fly) is the source of this 1697-nucleotide messenger RNA. Its product is annotated as sodium channel protein Nach. Lineage: Eukaryota; Metazoa; Arthropoda; Insecta; Diptera; Drosophilidae. The transcript has 10 exons. Gene Ontology annotation, biological process: sodium ion transmembrane transport. Gene Ontology annotation, molecular function: ligand-gated sodium channel activity. The record is from RefSeq and is a predicted model, not a curated record. The coding region runs from base 230 to 1687 and encodes 485 amino acids. Gene Ontology annotation, cellular component: membrane.
AUGAAGUUGAAUUCAGCUUAAUCGCAAAAAGCACUUCAAACAGAGAUUAGUCACGCUAACAAACUAAUUAUUCUCGAAGAGUGGAAUUUUAUAUGUAUAUAUAUUCUUGAUUUUGAAAGCCUUUAUUUAGAGGUCUAUGCACCGUCCUACCAAUAUUUUCUAAAUAAGCAAUUCAAAGAUACAAUUAAAAAAGGAAUUAAAAGUCUGUCUCACCCAAGUUAAGAACAACAUGGAGUCUAAGUCGUUUAAAAAUCGGCGAUGGCUACGAUCGAUUAUAAAUUUCAUUGUUUUAUACUUUAACAAUUGUUGUGUUCAUGGUUUCCGAUAUCUUGUCCAAACAAUGCUGGUUGUCUUUGAAAAAUUCCUAUGGUUUGUCUUGCUGUUUGUCUCAAUUUAUUUCUGUAUUAUUGUGUGCCUAUCAUCUAUUGAUCGUUACUAUACGAAAAGCACACAUAUCGGAUUGGAGCGAAACUACCACUUUUGGAACACCACCUUACCGAGUCUAACAAUAUGCCCAAUGGAACGCCUUGACAAUACAUUGUUUGCUGAUUAUUGUCGGAAAAACGGCAUUAAGGGACCAGAGAAGGCAAUUUUUUGGGACUUUCUAGAGAACUUGGCCAAUUCUACGUACGUGAAUUUUCAAAACAUACCCCAGAGCGAUCAGAUCGAUCAAAUAAUUAAGGACAUAGGCCUGAAGCCGGAACACUACAUGGAGGUUAUCUACAAUCUAACCGUGGACUCAACUUACACCCCAAGCGAAGUCAAUCGCACCCGCUGUGUCGAUGGUCAGACUUUCAUUCAUGUCCGACAGGUUCUCACGGAGUACGGACUGUGCUACCUGGGAAACUCUAGGUUGGGCGAAAAGUACAGUUCCCGGUAUUUGAUCUUCGGAAAGUAUCCCGAGUUCAACAAAUACGAGCACGAGCGUAGGCUUAUUCAAUAUCUGGAGGGUUCGUUUUUUGAAAAGGACGUUCAGUAUACACUAAUGGGUUUUUCCAGCCCGGCAUUGGAUAGUUACAUACAUUCUGCAUUCGAAGUAAUGAAAGUGGACACAAAUUUCGGUUAUACAACAGACGGAGUGGUGUACGAUCCAAUCUCCAAAGAGAUUACUGCUGAUGAUAACCUGGAAAGGCAAACCACCAUCACAAUGAGAAAAUGUCGGUUUUACCACGAAUCCAAUUUGACCCAUUUUCCAUUCUAUACUAGAAAUGUUUGCAUGCAAGAGUGCCGAAUCAAUCUGGCAUACAGAAUAUGUAAAUGUAUACCCCACUUCUACCCCAAUCGCAUCGCAAAUCCGAAGCCGGUGUGCGAUUACAAAACUUUAAGAUCCUGCUUUCCUCGUCAUGCAAGUUUUUUUCUACAACUCUACGAGGAAAAUGGAAAGCACGAGAAGCCCGAAACAUGCUAUUGCGAACAGAACUGCCGUGACUCUGUAGUUACUACAAGAGCCGCCCUCCCAAUGUUGGGAUCAAAACAAUUACUUGGAAGUAUUGGAAGCACCGUAUCUGUCAAAAACUGGCCACAAAAUCGACUUAAGCGUCAAGUUAUAUUUUCAAUGACCGAUCUGUUAGUUUCAAUCGGCGGAACGGCAGGACUGUUUCUUGGAUUCAGUGUUUUGGGCUUCGUUGAAGUUUUAUACUUCUUUACAAUUAGGUUGAUCUGGCAAACACUGGGUUACCGGCUUUAAAAUAAAGCAG